AUGCCCAAUCAUCGAUCACGAACUCAUAAUAAAUCAUGUUGGUCAAAAUCUCGACCCAAUAAGAAAGCAUUUUGUUAUGUAUGUUAUACUUAUCAAGCAACUCAAUUAUUUUCAACAAAAUAUUGUUCUUCAUCGGUGCUCCAUCGAGUAUGUGAUGCAUGUAUACAUCAACAUAUCGUAUCAGCACUUGAUUCAUGUAUAGUAAGUUCUGUAACAUGUCCGGAAUCGAGUUGUUGUGCUAUUCUUUCACUGUCUGCUAUACGUGAUAUUUUAUUAAAGUAUAACGAUCAUGAUUUAUUAAAUAAUUAUUUACGUGAACAAAAUGGGAAAGGAAAAAGUGAAGAAUGGAUUCAACGUUUUACUUUACCAUGUCCAGGUUGUAAUGUGCCUAUCCAAAAAAAUGGUGGAUGUAAUCGAAUGGUUUGUAGUCGAUGUAAAAAAUGUUUUUAUUGGACAAAACUAACUAUGCUUGGUGAAGAUGUUAAUCUAACUGCCUGGAAUAUGUGCUUUAUGACAGGAUUUAUUAUUCUGGAAGGUUUUUUAGGUGAAUCAUCAAAUCAUCUUCGAUAA
Molecule: messenger RNA, 570 nt
Organism: Rotaria sp. Silwood1
Lineage: Eukaryota; Metazoa; Rotifera; Eurotatoria; Philodinida; Philodinidae
Source: the annotation of a GenBank genome assembly